GCGUAGCUUUCGCGGUUGCGCAGUUUUGCAUUUUCGUCUUUUGCAAUGGCUGCGCUGUGUGAUGGCUUCACGUUGUGCGGACUCGCAUCGGGACCAAGCAGUGCUGAAGCGAGAAUCCUGGGCAUUGAACAGGGCAGGGAAGCCGAUCAUGUUAUCGUUACCGAUGCCAGGAAAUCCAUAACUGUGUAUAAGGUCUCAGACCAAAAGCCGCUGGGAAGCUGGACGGUUAAACAGGGGCAAACAAUCACCAGCCCCGCAGUGUACAACACACAGACCGGAGAAUAUGUGGUGGUCACUGACAACAAGGUCAUAAGAGUUUGGAAAGAUGAGGACUGUUUUGACAAAGCCUUUAAAGCAACUGUGUCUGCUGAUGUUGCGAGGGUCCAUGCCCUCCCUGACAGCGAGCCGGUGGUGCUGUUUGCUAGGGGGGCCGUCCGGAUACUUGAUACCCUUCUGGCUGUUCCCCAGCAGUCCAUUGAGGAGCUGCUCCCAGAGGGGGAGAUCAUCCGGUGGAGCGAGAGCCUUGUCAAGGGGAAGCAGAAGGUUGUUAUUUUUACAACAGAACAGAAGGGGGAGCACUUUGUGUACCUGCACCGAUUCAACCCGAACUCUUUGCUGAAGUACAAGCUGGAGAUGGAAGACGCAGGCGGCCGCUUGCUGAGUGUGUCUGCUGCUGUCCAAAAUAAAAACAUACGCUUCCUGUACUUGUCUUCGAGAGGCUGUCUGUACCAAAGCGAGGUGCCGGUGUCUGGGGGUGCUGCGGAGGGGGUGCAGACCCUGCCCAGGACCCUGCUGCUGAAUCUGCCCGCUGGCGAUGGGCACCUGUCUGUGGCAGCUGUGCUCUCAUUGGACGAGGCCAGCGUGGCUGUGGUGGGAGUCCCGCACCCUUGUGAGGGCCCCCAGAAAGAGUUCCUGUGCAUUUGGAACACGCACUUUCAGACACUGCAGGCAUGCAGGGAGCUGCCGGGACAGUCUUACGGGCAGCUCUGGUGUUUUUCCGGGAAGCUGUACGUUCCUCAUGGGAGGCUCCUCACCGCCGUACCCUAUGACUGCCAGAGGACCUCUCUGGCAGCUGCGCUGGGGAGGCUGAAGCAGGGCCACGGGGAAGGCUCGUGUCCGCCCCCUCCUGUCCGGUCAUGGAACUCCCUGCUGCACGAAGCUGCAGCCCAGCCGCAGAGAAGCACGAGGAGGAGUAAACUUCGGAAGAGUCAAGCGGCUGCCAUCACAGUUGACCAAGUGCUAGAAGACAUUAAGACAGCUCCCGGCAAGGACGUCAAGAGGCAGGUGGAGAGUUUUCUCGGUGGGGCCGCCGGCCCGGACCUGCAGCUGGGCGUGGGCCAGGUGGCCUCUCAGCUGGUGGCCCGCUGUCUGUGUGACCCCUCCUUCUACACCCGCGACUCCCUGGCCCGGCUGGUGCACACGCGCUGCCUCUCUCACAGUGUGUGCCCUGGUCUUCUACCACUCGUCCUGGAGAAGAAGGACUACUCUCUCAUUCAGCUCUGUCUGCAGCACUUCCCAGACAUCCCAGAGGAGAUGACCUGUGCCUGCCUUAAGGCCUUUAUCGACGUCUCCGACGGCGACCUGGAGGCAGUGGACAUGGAACCAGAGAGCAUGUCCCUCAUGGAGAAUAUCAGUGCUGGCUGGAGGAAGGACGGCACCCUGGAGAAUGGCUUCAGUCCUGUGCUGCUGGAGGAUGACGUCUAUGAGGCUCAGAUCCCUCCAUCCAAGUCGGGAGGCGGAGCAGGAUUCCUCAACCUGGACGUCUCUUGCCCAGUUGGGUUAAAAAAGGCUGUAUUACUUAAUGAGAUCCUACAGACGGCCCACACGGAGAGCUCUCUGCUCCCGCAUCUGAAGGACCUCUCGGUGCAGCAGGUCUUGCUGUUUCUUCGGUAUCUGUGGUUCCUGUAUUUGAAGUUUUCCCAAGAUGUCAAUGUACGUAGGUCUGGCUUGAGAUCACCAACUACAGUUCAGAUCAUAGACUGGGUUUGCUUGGUGCUUGAUGCCCAUUUCACUGUUUUGGUGAUGGUUCCUGAAGCCAAAGAUGUGCUUUCACAUCUCAACAAGUUUGUAAAAUCCCAGGUGAGAUUAAUCUCUGAACUUGGGAAGAUCCAGGGAAGCCUUCUAGACCUUCGCAAACUGGAGCAGUCUGAGGACGUCGGCCUGUAUUCGAUUGAAAUCAUCGAGCUGUUUUAGAGAACAAAUUCAUUUUAUUAACUCUUGCUUUUGUUCCUCACUGUAAACACACAAAAAAAAAACUGCGUUUUAGAAUUCUGUUGCAUCUUCUACGAAACAGUCCAGGAGUUUGCCCAUGUUUUAAUGUGGAUUUAUAUAAGCGAAUUGUUUCCUGCAAAGUAUGUACAACACUGAAAUUGUGCAUGAAUGGACAUUCUCUUUAUUGCUAUAUAAGGUCGUCUUGCUAUAUAAGGUCGUCUUCCCUCAGCCUUGGAUGCUCCAUGUACUUACGCUUUUAACUUUUUUUUUAAUGCCAUUUUAUUCAGCUUUAUUUUUCCAAGCCUUUCCUUUUUCUCUUUUGUAUAUGUACAUACAAAAGUGUCAUUUCUGAAUUAGUUUUGGAGAGCUUCAGUUUUAAAAAGUGCAGUGUGUGGAGUAACAAAGGGUUUGUUUAUCUUUGUUGUCCAGGGCAACAUAAAGAAGAUUCUUAAGUUUGCUAAUCUUGUGUUCCCAAGUGUGGGACAGCUAACUUGUUCCAGCUUGUAUUACAAAUGAAAAUGGUCUCUAAGUAGUUGACAGUAUUUUAUUAAAAGCAUUUGUGCACCCUA
Messenger RNA from Brienomyrus brachyistius, 2780 nucleotides. It is a transcript of the gene nol11, whose product is annotated as nucleolar protein 11. The record is from RefSeq and is a predicted model, not a curated record. Gene Ontology annotation, biological process: maturation of SSU-rRNA. Gene Ontology annotation, molecular function: RNA binding. Gene Ontology annotation, cellular component: nucleolus; nucleus. Lineage: Eukaryota; Metazoa; Chordata; Actinopteri; Osteoglossiformes; Mormyridae. The transcript is spliced from 18 exons. The coding region runs from base 46 to 2193 and encodes 715 amino acids.